This is a messenger RNA of Pteronotus mesoamericanus, 1794 nucleotides long. It is a transcript of the gene SPATC1, whose product is annotated as spermatogenesis and centriole associated 1. Lineage: Eukaryota; Metazoa; Chordata; Mammalia; Chiroptera; Mormoopidae. Gene Ontology annotation, biological process: spermatogenesis. Bases 1 to 1794 code for a protein of 597 amino acids. The transcript is spliced from 6 exons. The record is from RefSeq and is a predicted model, not a curated record. Gene Ontology annotation, cellular component: centrosome. Gene Ontology annotation, molecular function: protein kinase A regulatory subunit binding.
AUGUCUCUACUCACCAGUUAUGAGGGGCUUCGGCAUCAGAUCGAGAGGCUGGUGAGGGAAAAUGAGGAACUGAAGAAGCUGGUGCGGCUCAUUCGGGAGAAUCACGAGCUCAAGUCAGCAAUCAAGACACAGGCAGGUGGCCUGGGCAUCAGCGGGUUCACCAGCGGGCAUGGCGAGGUGGCAACUGGCCCUUCUCAACGCCAGGGUGUCUUCCUGCCCGCGUCCCCGGCUGCAGCAAAUGAACCUGCCCUGGAAGAAGGGGGGAUUAUGUCUCUGGCACCCCUGGCCGACAUGCUAAACAGCCCGCAGCUCAGCCCCUCAACAGGCCCCAUCGUGAGCCCCAUGACGGGCUCUCUCAGCAUGCUGCUGCCCUCCCCGGGGCCCAUCUCACAGAACAGCACGCUCGCCAGCCUCCUGGCCGGCCCCCUGAACGGCCACCUAGCCACGGGCACAUUGGCCAGCUCCAUGGGCCUUCCUUCCACCGGCCCCCUGACUCCAAGCGGCCCCUUGGCCGGCCCCGUGGCUGCGUGUCCAGCGGGCACAUUGGCCAGCUCCAUGGGCCUUCCUUCCACCGGCCCCCUGACUCCAAGCGGCCCCUUGGCCGGCCCUGUAGCCAUGUCUCUGAGCAGCCCCCUGCACACCUCCACGGCUGCCCCUCCAGUUGUUUCUCAGAACCUUCUGGCCAACCCCAUGGGCAAUGUGGUGCUGCAGGAGGCCCCAAGGGUGCGGCUGCCAGAGCCUCUCCGCGGAUGCCCCUCUGGACCCCAUCCCUCCGCUGGCGCGGGGCCUGCUGCCACCUCCAAAGUCCCACUCUCCACUGAGCAUCCCCUGCUGACCCAGGACCCCGAGCCCCUCAGCGUGACGUUCGUGGGUGGGCCCAUCCACACCUCCACCCCCGUCAGCGCCGUGGGCAAGCCUGGCUCCGUGACAGCCUUCUCCUACGGCACCUCGGGUGCCCGAGCUCAGCCGGGUACUUCCCAGGGACACGCGGCUCCUGCCCCUGUCCCCACUGCCCCAACCGCUUCCCCCACCAUCUCAGUCCUCCCUUCUGCCCCUGCCCCUGCCCCCCAAGCUGCCACCAACUACAGCCCCGAGAACACCGCCCACGCCCCCACCCGAGCGCACAACUCCCCCCCCCGGCCCUCCCCCACCCCCCACUCCCCUCCACGCAACCCCCACUCCCCACCCCGCACCUCAUCCUCCCCGGCGUCUGUCAAUGACACGCGAGGCCCGCGUAUCCUGGAAACGUGUCGGAAAAGCGUCCAGGACUUGGAGCGGAAGCUGGCCCACCGCAAGAGCAACAAGUUCCCUGACAGCCCCCGAGAGCCAAAGCAGCUGGCCUGGGAGAGGCUGGUGGGGGAGAUCGCCUUCCAGCUGGACCGCAGGAUCCUCUCCAGCAUCUUCCCCGAGCGCGUGCGCCUCUACGGCUUCACGGUCUCAAACAUUCCUGAGAAGAUCAUCCAGGCCUCUCUGAACCCCAGCAACCACAAGCUGGAUGAGGAGCUGUGCCAGACGCUCACGCAGCGCUACGUGAGCAUCAUGAACCGGCUGCAGAGUCUGGGCUACAACGGGCGGGUGCACCCGGCGCUGACGGAGCAGCUGGUGAAUGCCUACGGCAUCCUGCGUGAGCGGCCCGAGCUGGCUGUGUCGGAGGGCGGCUCCUUCACCGUGGAGUUCCUGCAGCGCGUGCUGGUGGAGACCGUGCACCCGAGCAUGCUCAGCGACGCGCUGCUCCUGCUCUCCUGCCUCAGCCAGCUGGCGCACGAGGACGGCAAGCCCAUGUUCAUCUGGUGA